Molecule: messenger RNA, 1428 nt
Organism: Clonostachys rhizophaga
Lineage: Eukaryota; Fungi; Ascomycota; Sordariomycetes; Hypocreales; Bionectriaceae
Source: the annotation of a GenBank genome assembly
AUGCACGUGUAUAUCCAGGCAGCCUCGCCGUGGCUGAACGAGCACCUGAAAACCUUCAUCAGCAGACAUGUGAAAGACGCAAUCUUUUAUGAUGAUUUCGAAGACAUCCCCAAAGAUGUCAGCACCGUGUUCCAAUUCUGCGAUGGUUGGGAGCUCAAUGAAAAUUUCGCCUUGGUCAAUUCAGCGGAGAAGGCUCUUAUCAACGCAUAUCCCAACAGCGACGCCUUGUCAAGGAAAAAUUACUUGUCACGAGUCAUUGAGUACUGGACUACCAAGAGGCCCGAUAGCAUUCUCGCUGCCCAUUCUCCACUGACUGUGCGUCUGUCAUUGGAUUAUGCCGAAUACGUGGACGACGCAUUGACCGCAGCAGACGAUCUUGCUCUUCUUUACUCGCUUGAGGAAAAUGAGGACAAAAAUCCUGAUAACCGCGAAUGGUGGAUCCUCAAGCCUGCGUUGGUGGAUUGUGGCGCUGGUAUCAGACUCUUCAGUACUGUUGAUGAGCUUGCGAGUCAUCUUGAACUCGCUGAGUAUGAGACUGAUGGAGAAGAGGAGUCCUCGGGAGAAGAGACCGAGAAAUCGUCCGACGAUGAUAAUGGAUUUUCCCCAUCCUUAUCACUCCCGGGCCUCGACACCUUGGAUGCUCUCAUCACUGUGACGGGCAAACUGAAACUUGACAACGGCUCUGACACCGUCUCCCGUGGGUCCAAAGCGCAACCGUACGUUUUCAAAGCGGGCGGCCGCAUCCCUUCAUCUGAAAUGCGAGAGUUUGUGGCUCAGCGCUACAUCACGUCCAUCCUACCCCUAGAAAGGAGGAAAUGGCACGUCCGGGCAUAUGUUCUCUCCAUCGGCCGCUUGAAGGUCCACGUCUUCCGAGACAUGCUUGCGCUAUUGGCCUCGGAAGACUAUGCUCCGCCAUGGCUGAACCCAAGCCUCAAGUCGUCGCUCACCAACACCGCGUUGCAAGACGAGGAGGAUUUCGUGUCCAAGGAGUCGAUGAGAAAUUUCUGGGAUAUUCCUGACGAUCUGCUGCCUUGUGGCAAAGAAGGAAAGAAUUGGAAGGAGAACCUGUUUGAACAGAUCUGCAACAUUUCAGCAGAUAUAUUCGAAGCCGCCGCCAAGACCAUGUCGGAUCGCUUCAUCACGAUGGACAGCUGUUUCGAGCUGUUUGGUGUGGAUUUCUUGAUUGAUUCCAACGGCUCUGCUUGGUUGUUGGAGGUCAACGAAACGCCAGCUUUCUAUGAGCAAGGUGUGGCAGGUCCCAUGUCUUUGAGACUGAUGGAGUCUCUCAUUUGCGUUACUUUGGAGCAUAUGGGCCUCGCUCGGUUGGACGAUGAGCGGCAUGCAGCCGCGAGGAAGAUGAUGGUUGAGGUGUUGGACCAAACCAAUGAGCUCGGUAAGAGCCAUAUUCGGGAGAUAGUUCCCGAGUAG